Messenger RNA from Dothidotthia symphoricarpi CBS 119687, 726 nucleotides. RefSeq lists its product as uncharacterized. The transcript is spliced from 2 exons. The record is from RefSeq and is a predicted model, not a curated record. Bases 204 to 695 code for a protein of 163 amino acids. NCBI's taxonomy places the organism in Eukaryota, Fungi, Ascomycota, Dothideomycetes, Pleosporales, Dothidotthiaceae.
CUGAACAGCGCGAUCGGAUUCGGGAGAAACCGAUGGCUCUAAUCCAGGACGGUUUAGCGUCUAUGCAUGCUGGACUCAAAAUCCGGUUCAUUUCCAGACCUCGAAAUUACGAUCACAGGAUCGUCAAAAGCACCAGAGUCAGAGUUGACAUGCUGACACGCUGACACCUCUGCCUCUGCCGGUACACAACGGUAACAGGGCUGAUGUGGGCAACUUCGGCAAUAGGGCAUUUACUUAUCCCCUUUGACCCCGAUAUUAGCCGUAGUGAACUGGCAAAAGCCGAUAUGCACACGCCAGCACUGGUCACUGACGUGCCGUUGAAUACGCACCAACGAAUCACGGUAUUUCGAUAUCUGCCGUGUGCUGGAUGGCUGCUUUCUUUUACGGCAGCCCAGUGUCCUAUUUGGCGCCACACAAUCACGGGACGUCGCAUUCGGCGUGGCAAGAUCCGAAAGAAGCAAUUUGACUGUUUUUUUCUCGCUAUCGUUACGGGAACUCGAUGUGAUGACGCAUGCAUAUCGAACGGGAGACUUUCGCGCGUAUUAGCUCCAAGAGAGAGUUUUCGCGAGGUCGAACUCUCAGAGCACGGGGUUGCAUUAUCUUGCACUGUACGAUACAUGUGCAUUACUUGCUCACUUUACAAUGGCCACUCGUUCCGAGCAAAAGAUACGUGCAACAUGUGCCUUGAAGCAUAAGUUGUGCGAGCUCUUGCGCUACUUUUACGCC